This is a messenger RNA of Drosophila willistoni, 769 nucleotides long. It is a transcript of the gene Arpc5, whose product is annotated as actin-related protein 2/3 complex subunit 5. The transcript is spliced from 2 exons. Gene Ontology annotation, biological process: regulation of actin filament polymerization; Arp2/3 complex-mediated actin nucleation; cell migration. Bases 100 to 555 code for a protein of 151 amino acids. Lineage: Eukaryota; Metazoa; Arthropoda; Insecta; Diptera; Drosophilidae. Gene Ontology annotation, molecular function: actin filament binding. Gene Ontology annotation, cellular component: actin cytoskeleton; Arp2/3 protein complex; cytoplasm. The record is from RefSeq and is a predicted model, not a curated record.
UAUGCAUAUGGAUCCCUGGUUCUCGCCGCACUCGAAAUUAUUACUUUUGUGAUUCAUAUUUAUAUUUUUGUUAAAAGAGCCAGUUAAUUUAAAAGGAAAAUGGCUAAAAACACUUCAAGCAGCGCGUUCCGUAAAAUAGAUGUCGAUCAAUACAAUGAAGACAAUUUCCGGGAGGAUGAUGGCGUCGACAGCGCUGCAGCCGGACCUGAUGAAAAUGAGAUUACGGGGCUACUGACCCAAGGCAAGGCAGUGGAAGCACUGCUCAGUGCCCUCCAAAAUGCCCCACUGCGUUGCAAGAAUCAACAUGUAAAGGACCACGCCCUCAAUAUCACACUUCGAGUUCUCUUAUCAAUCAAGUCCACUCAGAUGGAUCAGGCCAUUGAUUCGAUUGAUCAGAACGAUCUGAUUGAUGUGCUUAUGAAAUACAUUUACCGUGGCUUCGAAAUACCAUCAGAGGGCUCCAGUGGCCAUCUAUUGCAAUGGCACGAGAAGGCAUACGCCAAAGGAGGUGUCGGCUGCAUUGUGCGAGUCUUAUCGGACACAAAUCGGGCAUAAACAAUAAAAAUGGUUCUCUCAAUGGCAAUCAGACUGAGGCAUUCUGCAAUGAACAAUAUUUAUCAAAGCAUUUAGUCAAAUCACUCGGGAAUGCCAUUGCGCAAGAGAAUACCUUAACAACAGCUGAAAGCCCUGGGGAUCCGAAACAAAUGACAAGUUUUCCAAAUUAGAUUUUAACACGUAUUCAAGUAUUAAAGUUUUUAUUACAAAAAUA